AUGUUGCGACUGUUUUUGGUUACACUUAUCAGCCCCACGGCAAUCGGCGGAUUCCGUGCGCCGAAUGAGGUUAAUUUGGAUUUUGAAAUUCAACGGCAGCCUGGUGAUAAGUAUUAUAGAGCCAAUAUCAAGGAUGAUGAUAUGAUGGAGAUGUAUCAGAAAUGGAUUGACACCGGGCUCAGCUCGUUAAUGUCAGCAAUCGCUAAUCAAAAGUGAGUUUAAGGCUAUGCGAAAAAUUCUGGAUAAAAACUUCACCCCAGGGUAGAACAUGUUGGCUUAUAUAAUAUAUAUUGUAUCAGGGGUACCCUUUGAUUUUGUAAAAUUCUAGUCGAUAUACUAUAUAUUACUAGGCCACAUUCCACGCCCUGAAGUCUUUAGUUAACACGUUGAAAACUUAUCUAGGAUAUUCAUUUUUUCUGCGAGAGAGUAGGUAAAGCAACUAGAGCCGAGCAGACAUGCAGCCUUUCCGGUAAUUAAUGUUUGAUCGCUAAAAGAGAGCGCCGAAUAUCUUGCAUUGCCUUGGAAAAAGCAAUUUUAAAUUAAGUUUGUAUAUGACCUAGUUGGAGUAUGUUUGCAAAGUUCGAAAAAAGUGGAAAUUUUACACUUGACGUCCCUUCUUAUUAAAGGUUUUUAGCCCCAUUUUUGAAGACAUUUCAUGUCCUAAAUUCCAACACUUUUCUGAUGAGUUGAAAAGCCCUUCCGCAUGGCCUCCUAAACACCUCAUAUUUCAGACUAAAACGUCAACGUAGAACUGUCAUCCAGCAAUACGGCCAAUGCUCUGCCAAAGCAACAGACAUUCCAAAGCACGCCAAAUGCCUAACCAAACUCCUCAACGACGAAAUUAAGCCACAACCCAGUUACAAAUCUCGGAAAGUGAGUCGACUCUUUCGCUACAAAGGGUCAAAUUUGUGGACCGGCAGCUUUAAGACGGAUGGCAGAUCGGAUUUCCGGCUACGACGAUCUUUAUCCGCCAAGUCAUCCACCUAUUACAAGCUGAAUUCCAACAAACAGAAGCUAACUCCGUUUGGGAGAAUCGCGAAAUCGCUUUUAGAAUCGGUGAAAAAGAUGAAAAAGAAAGAAAACUUGCCAAAAUGGCAGGAAACUGUAAAAAGUUUGAGGGAAAAUGGCAAAAAACGGAGAAAGUUCAAGGAAUUGGUGGAGAACGAUAGCGAAGAAACCCUAAGCCAAAUCCAAAUGGCUGCAUUCAAGUCGAAACUCAUGAAUAAAACCGAGCUAACCGCCGACAUUGAUGUCGACGGGAUGGUGGAGGAUCCAAAAAAGCUCAAAGAAUUUUUGAAAAACCGCAAAAAACCAAUCACACAAGAGGAAAGGGUCGUAAAUUUGAUUCGCAACGGCAUGAAGUUGGCUUAUUCGCUGGCCGGACAAAAUACGACCGAUUUUGAGAGCAAAACAAUGAAGUUAAUCUCGCCCAGAUUUUUGGGACUUGUGCCGGAUGAAGAGGAGGAGGAGAAGGACUCGGUAAGUGAGGGAAAAAUACGUUCUGUCCUGAUCAUUUUGCCUUGAAAUUUCACAAAGAAAGUUGUCGAAGUUUGACGCUCCAAUUUUAUUAAAUAAGGGCCUAGGUCACAUAUUAAUUCUUGAAAAAUAGAACUAAAUUUUUCAGAAAUUCAUAUGCAGCCUAUGCCCAAAGUUUUUGCCAAGUUUAACCAAAAUCUGAGCGUCGCACGUCAAACUGAGACAAGCUAAAGCAGUCGGGUGAAUGGAUUGGUCAUUUGCCAAAAAAAGACGCGAAAAAACGCUUUGUCGGGGAAGAAAUGGGGAAUUUUUCGGGCGAGAGAGUACGCUUUUGCGUGUCUUUUUUCUCUCUUUCUCUGCGAAAUCAAGGCGAAGUGUAAAAAACCGAUAGCGAAGAGUCUGUUCCGGUCACCGGACUCCUCAGUUUGACAUGCGUCGGACAUUGAAAAAUUCCCAGUUUAUUAAAGCUAGCUUAAAAUGAUAAAAUUCAAAGUGAUUUGUUGAGAGAAAUUUUGAUUUUCUCUAAUGCAGACAGCCAUUUUUUGGGGAAAAAUAAUCAAUCAGCGGCUUUUGUCAAAAAAUUUCUUACCUUUCUGGGGCCCUUUUAGUAAUCCAAAAAAGAUUCAACUCUCCCGUACAAAAAUCACUUCAGAUCAACGUAAUCUCCCCCUCACUGUUUGCCCUUCACAAUGAAGGCAAAGGAAUCGAGAACCUAACUAGUCUCCCCAACCUCCUCCAAGGAUUCUCCAGCCAAGACCAACAACUUUGGCUGGAUGUGAUUAUGGAAGCGACCGGGGUCAACGACGAAGACGCCAAGUUGAAGGAGCAGGUUCAGCACUAUGAAUUCAACAAAACGAUGAGUCUAAUGACGAACAUUACCAACUUGAAAGACGAACAUGGCGCUCCGUAUUAUGCGACAAAGGAGAAUAUAACAGAACUGGGCGGGUCGACGGAAACGAUUGAGCUGUUUGAAAAGCUGAAUCAGAAUUUCAGCAAAACUCAGGUGAGUUUAGAUAAAGAGAAAAUGAAAAAAGCGACUAUUAAGCGACUAUUAAAUGCGUUGAUUUCUCCAAAUUUAUAUGUGAAAAUUUGGCUGAAAACUCUAAAAUUCUCCGCUUCUAGCUCCGCGAAAUGAACAGUACUGGCUAUUCAAUCCUUACCAAGCCGCAAAUCGAGCUUCUCUACGGUCCCUCCUCUCCCCAUCCCAAGCUCGAAGUCUACAGACGCCUAAUGAAUAUGAGUGAGCCUCAAAUCCGCCGACAAAUGCGGAAAGAGUUCGAAGUUAUGGCCAAGAUGAAGGAGAUCAAAAUCGACAAACCCCAAUUCGAAACCGACAAUGGUCAUGUCCGCCGGAAGCGUCAGCUUUUGCCCGGCAUUGUUCUCUCGCCUAUCGCCAACACAAUCGCCCUUCUGAACCCGCUGCUGGCGUCGCAGCCGUUCAUCUUGUCGCCCGUUUUGCUGACUCCAAUCAUCUUGUCGCCCUCUGUUUUUGGCGCGGUAAUCUUGUCGCCCUGGUUGUUCGUUCCCGUUAUUUUGGCCCCUCGUGUUCUGGGCUCUCUAAUCUUGUCACCGUUCGCCUUAUCUCCUCUAAUUCUGACCCCGUUCGCAAUGCAUCCGGCGAUUUUGUCGCCCGGAGUUUUGUCGCCGAUUAUCUUGUCCCCCUUGCUUAUGGUCCCAUUUGUUUUGUCUCCGCAAUGUUUCACGCCGGUCAUCUUGUCGCCGCUUUGUCUCUCCCCCGUUAUUUUGAACCCUAUGGUGGGAUCUCCACUGAUAUUGUCGCCAUUUGUCCUAUCUCCCAUUGUGGGAUCACCUAUGGUUCUGUCGGCCCUGGUCUUGUCCCCGUACGCCCUCUCACCAGUCGUUUUCAGUCCAUUAAUCGCGUUUGUCGUAUUUUUGUCGCCGUCGUGGCUCAGCUAA
Molecule: messenger RNA, 3393 nt
Organism: Bursaphelenchus xylophilus (pine wood nematode)
Lineage: Eukaryota; Metazoa; Nematoda; Chromadorea; Rhabditida; Aphelenchoididae
Source: the annotation of a GenBank genome assembly